AUGCCCGGGCCUGCCGUCCCUCCCAGGACCGGCCCCGACACCACCCCCAGUCGCCCAUUGCCCCCCAGAUCCUCACCGCCGUCACCCACCGCCGCUACGGCCAACGGUCCCACAGCCACCCCAAACCGGCAUAAUGCUGGGUGCCCCGGCGGGGGUCCUAAAAGCACCCCCGGGGCAUGGAGGCGGCGCCCGCAUCAACUACUUGCCGGCCCACCCACCAAGAUGUCGACCAGACACCUCUCUUAUAGAUCCACCGACCUAUUCUCGACGGAAAUUCCCACGGCAAACCCAAACGUGGCGUUUUUACCCUCGGGGCCACCCUCUUUACUAUGGGAAAUGCCAAUUUACAUACAAAGCCAUAAGGCUGUUCCCAUACAAAACAUCGGCGCAAGUGUCACCAAAAAAGUGAUCCGUGAAAAGUUCAACUCCGCAGCCACCAACUGUCCGUCAGGCCAGGCUCGCCAAAAAUCUCACGUCCGCGCGCCACCAACUGGUCAGACUCUCGGCCCAAACCGGUGA
Talaromyces marneffei is the source of this 519-nucleotide messenger RNA. RefSeq lists its product as uncharacterized. The coding region runs from base 1 to 519 and encodes 172 amino acids. NCBI's taxonomy places the organism in Eukaryota, Fungi, Ascomycota, Eurotiomycetes, Eurotiales, Trichocomaceae. The record is from RefSeq and is a predicted model, not a curated record. The transcript has a single exon.